This is a messenger RNA of Striga hermonthica, 771 nucleotides long. NCBI's taxonomy places the organism in Eukaryota, Viridiplantae, Streptophyta, Magnoliopsida, Lamiales, Orobanchaceae. The record is from the annotation of a GenBank genome assembly.
AUGGCUGAUUUUAUCACCAUGAUUACUGAACAAUAUCCAGAAUCCAGCAUGAUCUUCAACAACUUAUCAUCAUCAUCAUCAUCCUUGGUAAUUGGUAAUAAUAAUAUGUCACUGCCAGCUAGAUCAUCAGGCAGAUCAGUAGAAUAUGUGCAGGACUCGCGCUGGCCGUUGGUGGUGUUCUUGUGCGGGGCAAUGCUGUGCCUCCUCUGGAGCAGCAGCUGCCACCUGCUCUCGUGCCACUCCAAGCGCCUCAACACCCAGCUGCUCCACAUGGACUACGUCGGCAUAACCGUCAUGAUAAUCACCUCCUUCUUCCCCCCAAUCUACUACGUCUUCGAGUGCCAGCCCAAGUGGCAGCUCCUCUACCUCGGCUCCAUCACCGCCAUGGGCGCUUGCACGAUCAUAGCCCUCCUCUCCCCGGCCCUCUCUUCAGGAAAACACCGCACUCUCCGAGCCCUCCUCUUCGUCUCCAUGGGGCUCUUCGGAGUGGUCCCCGCUGCCCAUGCGCUGGUCAUCAACUGGGACCACCCGCACCGCAACAUUACCUUAGCCUACGAGGGGGCCAUGGCCUUCUCCUACCUGCUCGGGACGGCUUUCUAUGUCACCCGUUACCCUGAGAGGUGGAGCCCCGGCUGGUUCGACCUGGCCGGACACAGCCACCAGAUCUUUCACGUCUUCGUGGUCUUGGGGGCGCUCGCGCACUAUGGAGCCGCGCGCAUUUUCCUCAUCUACCGCCCCGGGGUUGCGUGUGCCGCACAACCCAUUCUUUGA